AAAUUUGAGGUAUAAAACAGAGGUGAAAAUAGGUAUUAAGCCAUUGUUGGUUAAAAGGAAAGAACGUAAAAUCAGAAAAGAAGUUACCUCGCUGCGCCCUAAGCAAGCUUCUUUACAUUUUUCACUCACCCCUGAAGUUACACGCUUAAAAAAUAUAUUAUUUCCCUUUUUGUAAUUUCUACUAUUUAUCUCUUCCACCGAAAGAAGCCAGACCCAGAUUAAGUAAAAUGGUAUUAUUUCUCUCUUUUACAUUUUCCUUUUCUUCUGUAUUUGGCAUUCAUUGUGAAAUCCCAUGCACUUUUUUUAUUUUUUUUAUGGCUAAUGAUGCCGAAUUUUAAUUAUGAAAAUUCGCACUGUUUAUGCAGGGAAGAUGAUUUUAUCCGUUUUCUUGGUCGUGAAAUUUGAAUAUCAUAGUCCAUGGGAUUAAAAUUCUGUCGUCCUUAUCGUGAUUCAUGAAUCUUGGUUAUAAGUAAGUCUUCAAGUUGCUAUUUGGUUAUCCUAAUUAUGGGUGAUCUUUGCUUCUGAUAAUUUUUGCAAUUUGUGUAUUGAUGAUUUUGUUUUUUGUUUUAUUAAGAUGGAGAAGGGUGAUCAAGGAAAAGAGGAUUCUGGGGACCGGAUUAGUGAAUUAACUGAUGAAAUUCUAUUUAUAAUUCUUUCCUUUUUGACCCUUAAAGAGGUAGCAAACAUAUGCUUUCUUUCCAGGAGGUUGAAAAUUUUGUGGCCACUCAUUGUUGCUUUGAGCUUUGAUGCUUCAAAUACAUUAGGCGAGCUUCGGAGGAAUGGGCGAUUAAGGAAAAAAAAGAGAACUUGGUACAUAAACUGGAGGGUUCGAAAACUUGAAUUGGACUUUGAAGAAGUAGCAGAGGAAACUUGGCCACCAGGUUUAAGAUCCUAUUCUUUAACCAAAAGUUGUUUCAAUUACAUUCGAACUCCUCAGGGUUUAUCUUGCAUAGGAUUGUUGGAUUCCUUGUGUUUGAGAUUUGUAAAAGUAAGUGGAGAGGUUUUAGAGCACUUCCUUUUGCAUUGUCCCCUGCUUGAAAAAUUAGUUGUGGAGUGGUCAAAAAAUUUAGUGACUCUUAACAUUGCCAGUUCAUCGCCUUUACGGUUGCGAUAUUUGGAGAUACGAUCUUGCCUCGCUUUGCAAAAUCUCGAGAUUUCUGCACCCAAUUUACAGUCAUUUCUGUAUUAUGGACAAAAGGUGGCAUUACAUAUCGAAAAUGCUCCCCUUCUGACUGAUGUGCUUAUAGGUGGGAACUUAGAUGAUGAACCGGCUUUUGCUUUUUGCCCCCUUUCGGGAUAUCUUUGUCAGCUGAAAACUCUUACAUUGGAGAUGAGUGCUUAUAAUAUGACGUUUCCAAAUUUCCCUGAAUUGACAAAUCUUAAGCACUUAGCAGUAAGUGCGUAGAUAUGAUGACGAUCUUCUUGUCUUGACUUCCUUGAUUGAUGCAUCUCCUUCUUUGAACAAACUCUCGUUGGAGUUGAAUAUUUGGAGAUCUUCGACAUACAAUCAUGCACAUAAUACGAGUAAUGUUACCGGGAAACCCAUCCCUAGUCUUAAAGUGGUGGAGGUGAUCGGCUUCAGAGGUUUUAAAAUCGAUGUGGAUUUCCUUGCAUAUCUACUUUAGCAUGGAAAAGUGAUGGAGAAGAUUACUAUUAAUUGUUGCCAUCCAAGUUGGACUGGGCAAAUAUUGGAGUUUGAAUCGAUCAAAGAAAGAGAGAGAGCAAGAAAGCAUGCUCUACAACUCAAAUCAAAAUCUCCUUCAACAACUGAAUUUGUAAUCAUAUAAAGUUUAAUCAGCCUUGCACCGUGUCAUAUGCUACUAGGGAGUUCAGCACUUCACCGCUUUGCCUAGCGGCUGAAUGCUUUUGUCACUCCCUCAUAAGCUUGACUGGACGAUAAUCGAACCAAUUCAUAUAGGUUUUUGUCAAGCCGAAGCUUGAGAGUAUAGACCUUUUGUUUACACGUUGGGGCCUGUGUCAUUGGCUUUAAUAUCAAGGCGAAAUAAAAUGUUGGCUUUUCCGUUCUGACCUAAAAAAUGAAACUUGCCAUUUUUCUAGAGCUUUUCUUUAAUCACUGAGAUUUGUUUGUUUGUGUUGGAGAUUUAAAAUGAAUGUAUUUGUUUUGUUAUAAAA
This is a messenger RNA of Gossypium arboreum, 2133 nucleotides long. RefSeq names its product F-box/FBD/LRR-repeat protein At5g56420-like. The record is from RefSeq and is a predicted model, not a curated record. Gene Ontology annotation, molecular function: protein binding. Bases 575 to 1405 code for a protein of 276 amino acids. NCBI's taxonomy places the organism in Eukaryota, Viridiplantae, Streptophyta, Magnoliopsida, Malvales, Malvaceae. The transcript is spliced from 4 exons.